Messenger RNA from Colletotrichum godetiae, 472 nucleotides. RefSeq names its product translation machinery associated TMA7. Bases 191 to 397 code for a protein of 68 amino acids. The transcript has 4 exons. NCBI's taxonomy places the organism in Eukaryota, Fungi, Ascomycota, Sordariomycetes, Glomerellales, Glomerellaceae. The record is from RefSeq and is a predicted model, not a curated record.
CGAUUCGUCGAGGAGGGGCAAUUUUCACCCCACGUCCACCCGCCUUACUGCGCCGCGCUUCCUCUUUCCUCUCCUUUUGACUUUACGACUGUGCAACUUCUGCGACUCCCGAAUUUCUCACUGUCCACCGCUCUUCCUCGCCCAAAGCCGAUCUUCAACCCAGCCCCUUCUCUCGAAAACCUCUGCAAAAAUGGGUGGUGCAAGCCGUGAAGGUGGCAAGGCCAAGCCCCUUAAGGCCGCGAAGAAGGCCGCGAAGGACAUGGACGAGGACGAUCUCGCUUUCCUCGAGAAGAAGCGCGCCGAGGAGAAGGCUCGCAAGGAGAUGGCUGCCAAGGCCGGCGGCAAGGGACCUCUCAACACUGGUACCCAGGGCAUCAAGAAGAGCGGCAAGAAAUAAAUCGACUGCUGGCCCGAUUUACGAAAGCCCGGGGCGCGAUGGAGCGCUUUUCCUUUUUACAUACCUACAACGAGC